GGACAACUACCCAUCUGGAUCUUGCGGUGAAGGACCGCCCAAAGGAAGACUUGGGUUGUAGCAAUAAAAUCUCAAGACUGAAGAGCUGUUUUGUCCCCUUCAAGACACAGGCAGGCUGAAGAUCAACUCAAGCAAAGAUAAACCAGAACCUGUUGCCAGCCCUGGUCUCUAGCCCUGGCACCUGACGCGGGCUCGCUCAACUCUCUCUCUUCGAAUCUUGCUUGGUUGUGGUGCGUCCUUGCCUGGCCUGCUUCCCUGGAAUCCAACCCGCGUUGGUGCACGCGACAUCCUCUUUCCACCUCGACUUCUCUCGCUCGUCCUCUCUUCUCUUCACAUCGAAUCCCUCAAAACGACCCGCGGUCCCUGGCCAUCACCAAGCCAACACAAAAUCUGAUCUCUAUCACCAUCGGAAUGACAUGUGAAAGCCUGGACCUCGACUCAACCACGAAUCCCUCGAAACCUGUCUAGCGGAACGAACAACUCCCAAGGCGCCAGAGCUGGCCGAUUGAUUGACCCUCGAAAGACGAAAUCUAUGCCACUGAGAGCGACGCCCUGUUGACUGCGCUGCGACUCACCUUCUAACCUUCCAAUCCCCGAACCCCUCCUCACCUCUCAUACCCACCAGCCGACCGAAUGUUCUUCCGCGCCCUCUCCGCCCUCUUCUUCCUCACGCUCAUUAUCGUCUUAAUUCCUCUCACAUUUGACGUCGGUGGACGCGACGCUGGUCUCGCCUUCUCCCUCUCCAUCGCAUCCUUCUAUUUCUGCCUAUCUUUGCUACGAAUCUCGACGCCGGAUGAGCCAGGUUUUAGAAGGACCAUAGUCAACAUCCUACGGGGCCUUCAGUUACUCGUUCUCCCAAUCUUGUGUAUCUGGGCUCUCGGAAGAUUCUCAGUCGAUGCAGACAAUAGCUCGGGCUGGGUGGAGAGAACGUUCCGUACCAGCAAGGAUUUUCUCAAGCCUAGCCCAUCGCUUUGGCUCGCGGUUUUCGGACGAGAAGGUCUGGUGGAGAAUGUGACACUCGGUGCAUGGGAUGUCAUGCUGCGAUGGUCUUCGCCCAUUUUUCAACUUCUCGAGGGCUUCUGCAGUCUACUGGUCAUACAAUCCAUCGGGCAAUUUUCUCGGUGGCUGGUCAACAGAAGUGAAUGGAGCGAUGCCUGGCUUCUUGCUCUGCUCGCUGCGUCGGCCGGAGUCGUGUCAAGUUCGGUCUAUUUCCUCUGGCGAGUCUUGCAGUUUCCGGACAUCUCGAACCUCGACUCCACUCUCAUUGGCAUUGCCAUCGCGUCGGCUAUAUUUCUUUGCGCCUAUGGCGUGGUUUCGGGCCGUGGCACAGCAACUGAAUCAUCUCUACUCUUCGCUUACAUUGUCUUGUGCAUAUAUCAAAUCUUCACAGACUAUAAGCCCAAUGUCCCCCAUUCAGAACCUGGCAUGGCAAGCUCGGCACCGGAUUUUCCACCAUUUCCGCCCAUCAUCAUGUCCUCUUACACGGCCCUCAUGGUCGCACUGUCGUCUCUUCCAGGGGCCCUUGUCAACGCAUUGGACUUCAUUGCAGCAGCUUUCAAGGCGGUCACGCCAUCCGUUCUAAUCUCUCUCGGCUAUCGACUGUUUGUCUUUUAUUCUUCCACUCGCAUCAUUCCAGCGAUCAACGAAAGUGGUGCCAGCGGUCUGAGUAUGGAGCCGUCUCUGGAAGAUUCCAAUGCAGCGAACCAAUUCCUUGCAUUCCUCUCCUGGUUUUCACCGAGCAUUCUCAUCGCGGUCUACACGAGUCUUCUCAUGCAGCACUUUGCCACAACCAUGGGUGGCUAUGCCCCAGGUCUUACGGAAACUAUUGGUGCUUGGUGGAGCGGCAACGGACAACCAGUAAUGAACGGCAAUUUAUGGAAGUGGGUCAACUUGGUAGGGACCAUGUCCCUCUACGCUAUCGAGUUGUGGUUAGGCAAAGAAGACGACAUGAAUGGUGAUCACUGGAAGGUUGACUGAGCAACAAAAGGAGGGAAGAGUUCGAUCGACGCUGCAAAAUCAUCGCGAGGACCGAUAUACCAAACCGACGCAAAUCUCCGAGCAUCGCUGUGACAAUCCUAUUCAAGAGGCCAAUAGGGCCGGGCGCCUGUAUAUCCGUAAGACUCAAGGCUCUAGCCGCGACGACAGGUUCACCCUGACCACCCACAGAAACCUAGAGGGGCAAGUCGAUGGGGCACCACGAAUGACACAUGCGUUGGCCGCGUCGUUGGGUUCUCUGGGGAAAGAGCCAGCUGGGAAAGGGUACAUGGUCUGUCCGCAAAAGGACAGUGAAUUGCACGAUCGGCGAGGAGUCAAUGCGGAGAAGAUUAUCUGACAAGAAGCCAUGGAGGUCGCGGAUCAAAGAAUGGGUUUGAGCGUUUUCAGGGCAGGAACGUCUUAAUGCGCGUGGGGAAGUGUAAGAGCCUUCCGACGGAGAAGGACAUCGGACAUCCGCAAGGACAAAAACGAAGCUGGAGAGAGUGUACGGCCUACAGGAAACUCGAUCAAGCGAAAGUUGGCCUGGGGGAAGGGGGAAUUGCAACGUCCUGGGCUGAGUGAGAUGCUCCGGUCCUGGAAUGGUAGGCGGGAGGCAGGAGGCAGGAGCAGAAUGGGCCAUUGGAAGAUGGUUGGGCGAUAGUCACGGCGAUUCAUUCCUCUACGCAAUCUACCAUACAAAGCGAUAUCAAUACAGUCAUGCAACCGAUUUCCUUUAGACAGUGGCCAGUCAAUCGAGGAUACAGAUCCGUAGCCAUGAAUCGCAGUGCCCUAUACUGUGCACCUGGGCCAAGUGCAUGCCACCAACCACAUACGGCGGCAAGAAGAGGUCAAGCUAAGAG
Messenger RNA from Cladophialophora immunda, 2834 nucleotides. RefSeq lists its product as uncharacterized. The transcript has a single exon. Gene Ontology annotation, cellular component: cortical endoplasmic reticulum; endoplasmic reticulum membrane; perinuclear endoplasmic reticulum. The record is from RefSeq and is a predicted model, not a curated record. Gene Ontology annotation, biological process: endoplasmic reticulum inheritance; septin ring assembly. The coding region runs from base 634 to 1977 and encodes 447 amino acids. NCBI's taxonomy places the organism in Eukaryota, Fungi, Ascomycota, Eurotiomycetes, Chaetothyriales, Herpotrichiellaceae.